UCUGCUAGUAUUUGCAUAGAUAACGUGACGAGGUAGGUAAGUUGGAUUUCUGAGCACAUUACCGAGGUUAUGACGGUACAGUUGUACUGAAAAUUAGCAAUGACAAAGUUGGUUGGAAUGGAACCAACUGAAAGUAUUUAUGAAGAGAUUAUUACCAGUGACAUCAGAAGAAAUUUAGACAAGAAACGAUUAGAUCGUAGCCGGAGCUGCCCGUCGUCUAGAAAAACUUCAAGAGACAUGGGGAGGCAUUACAGCGCUUCAAAUUUAAGGGACUGUAAAGACAAUGAAGAUAAUUUGUAUGCAGUUGUUCAAGGAGACGAUCUUGAAUUUAUGAAGUUAAAGGAUUUGCUCGAGGAGGGAGAAAACAAGACAGGACGACUUUUGAAUCGCAAGGACAGUGCGAGAGGCACAGCUCAAAGUCUAGAUGGAGGUGAUGAUAGAGACCUUGGUGAAACGGAUUCGGGCUGUGAUUGUUCGGUUACAGGAAAAGAAACAAUAUCUACAAUUCAUUUUCCAAGGCCAAACAGCUUGGAUUUGAAACUUUCUGAUACCGUAUAUUCGGAGAUUCUUCACGCUAGUCCAACGACUCAAAUAGAUUUCGCGCGUGGACGUAUUACUCGUGAAUCGGACAAUCCACUGCUGAGACAAGAAGUUAUCCCAUCAAAUUCUGGCUCUCCAGCUACUUCUAUGCCAUCAAGUCGAAGUGGCUCGAUAAGGUUACGAAGGAAUGAUGAUGGAAGUACCAGGUCUGGUUCGGGUGAUUCUGGUAUACAGGAAGACAUGCAAGGACAAUCUAUGUACGCGAAUUGUACGAGGAGAGAUCGGAAACUCCGCCGAUCCCUGAGCUCUCCACAGUUCCAACAAUUCUACGCCAACACAUCUUCCGUGCAGACCACCGAAGAUUCCGUAUACGCUAAUAUGGACGAGCAUGAAAAUUCAACAGGUGCGAACGAAAGCACUGAUUCGGUGUAUGCCAACAUGGACGAUGAGCCAGCAAGGCCGCGCACUGCAAGCCGCCCCAUUGCAAUUCAGUCAAAUCAGAGAAAAAGUCCAGGACAGACAGAAAUGAUAUACAGCGAUUUAGACUUUGAAGAGGAGCCAAUACCAGAAUAUUUAUCAAGUAGUCCCGGGGAUGCAAGUAGCACUUCUAGUGGCUUCUCGUCCUUCACAAAUCACCUCACAAACACAUUCACCCCGCCUCCUCUACCAAAUCGGCCUGCCUCAGUCUGUGCACGAAGGCGGCAAACAAGCUUUUCUUCUGUUUCAAUGUCUUCAUUUGCUGGUGCCAGCAGUCUUAAGGCUAAUUUUAUUGGCACACACUCAGCACACAAAACAAGCAGAGAAUGCAUUGAUCAUGCUGUAAAAGAGGCAGUCCAUAAAACCAACCUACUUGAUGUUAAAUCUGUUUGUGUAGAAAUCAACUCCAGUGUGGUGAAAUUCUUAAACUUAACAAGUCCGUACCACUGUAUUCUGCAGUUCCCUAUCGACGAAAUUCAUCUGAUGGGACAGUUUAGCAAAGACCAGCGUUUCAUGGGAUUUAUUGUCAGUCAACCUGGGAGAGAAGCCCUCUGUUAUGUUUUCCAAAGUGAUCAAACAUCGGAUAUAAUGGAGGUCAUUAAGGAUACAUUUAGAGAAAACCCAUGGAAGCAGCGAUUUAGCUCACCAGAUCGACCAGCAAGCAUUUACGGCUUACCCGAAAUCUAUCGACCAACAUCAUUUCCAGUCGUGGUCAAAAUUGGAACUCUUAAAGUAAAAAAGUCAUAUUUAGUAAUCAACGACAGCAUUCGCGCAUUGCUGGAAAAAAUUAACCCUAAAGAAUACAGAGUUGUUGACCUUCAAAUAAAGGAGUCUUGUGUAAUAGUCACAAAUUCGGGAUCACGAGAGCACUUUGAGCAACACUCCAUUCCAUGGAUCUUAUCUCUGGGGCUUUACAAUGAAGAUGGAAGGUAUUUCGGAUACAUAGUGUCGAGCACAAAAAAUGGAAAGACGAAAAUGUUAUGUCAUGUUUAUAAAUGCAAAAAAGUAAUGAUGUCAGCUUCGAUUCUUGGAAUACGCAGUGCCUGUCAAAGUGCCUUAACACAGAACCAGGUUCCGCGUUACAGUAAUUCGAUGCCACGUGAUGCAUUUCGCAGCAGACUAGUGACAAGUCCGGACGCAAUGUCAAGGUCAUCAACAUCGAGUGACGAAACUACAAGAGAUAUUGACUCGCCUGCGAUUGCACGCACCGCAUCCGUCAGUUCAAGAAUUAGUGUUUCUACUCUCAAAUUAAAGAAUGAAUCAAAUUAUUCCAACGUCAUAAAAAGCAAAGUUGCAGAAAUAGAUCCGUCUGAAACAGAACAGAGUGAUGACGCUACCCUUAAGGAUGAAGCGAUUGAGCAGUCGAAGGAGCCUGAAAAUAUUGUAGAAAUAGAGAAGGAUUCGCAAGUUGAAGGCCAUGACAGUCAGUAUUACGGAGAGCCUGAAGACAUUAAGGAUUCAGAUGAAGUUGAUCCGAAGGCGCACCAUAAGGAUAAAAAGUCACCAUUUUUGAAAAGCAAGAGUAAAAUGCUUAGGAAUACAUUGCUAAGAAAAAAACGGGAUUCCAAGUUGUCUAGAAGCAUGCAGUCGCUUGAUUUCUCGCCUAAGGAGGAGGAAGAGCUAGCCGUUCCUUUCGAAAGAGAGGAACAUAAGUUUGUAAUCUCGUACCUAUGUUCAGCAGUUGUAAAACCUCCAUUGAAAAGCAAGCAUAUAGAGAAGUGUCUCAAGCAGUACCAAAAGGAGGUUGGUAAAAAGCAGAAGGCAGGCGAAGCCUGUUGCCUUGGCAAUAAACUUCAGUUAGAAAUCGUUACAGAUGAGGGUAUUACUAUGGCUGAUGUCCAACCCGAAUGCGUUCAGGCGCAUUUUCCUAUAUCAACAGUAGACUGUUUCAUUGUGCACCCGGAGAACCCAGACUGCUUUGCGUUCUCGACAACUGUCCCAGGAGACGAGCAGCAUAAGUACCAUUUGUUCUACAAGGCAAGAGAAAGCAUUGCAACUGUAAAAGAUGCCUUCGAGAGGCUUAAGCUAAUGCAACGCAUACUUUGACCACAAUUUCUGCCGCCUUCUCGUCUGAAUUCAUCAAGCCUUGAUGCUUGGAAAAAGAAUCCGAUUUCACUGAUUCAAAGGGGUGAAAGAAAUGAGAAGAGGAAAAAGCUAAAUGGGGAGUAAGUGAAAAAAAAGAGAACAUUGAAUUCUUUAACGACGGAGACAAAUUUUCUCCCAAUAAUAUGAUGAUGCUUUCGGCUAUAAUUUAUUUGCAAUCGCGUACAUAUUUAUGAUUUAACUUCUGAUAGGAUUUUCCAAUUGUUGAUCUUAUUUGCUGGGUGUAUAUAAAUCAAAAAUUUAUUCAUUUUAAAAAGAAACCUUGGUGGAUCUACAGGCAAUUUUGUAGGUCUCUUUUACCCAAUUAAGGCCUGGCCAUUUGAGGAGAGCCAUAGUUCUUGCUCCCCUCCAGGCUCUCGUCAAAUGCUGGAGGGAAGCUACGGGUUACUCUGCUAAAUUACUCUAAAAAGCAAUUUGCUCUCCUUGAAGUCAAUUUUUCCUUUGUUUUUAUUCUUACUUAUCUAGAAAUAGCUCACCUGGAGAUUACUAGGAGAGCUGUUUAUUGCUCCCCUGCUAAAAGUCUCAUGGCCAGGGCUGGAAUUUAUUUUGAUUCGUUAUCCAAAAUCCCGUCAAUCUGGUUGUUGAAAAAUGAACCUCGCUUGUAAGUAAAAAAUAAGUGAUUACCUGUCUGGCCAUACUGCUUGUAUUGUAAUACUGUUGAAAUCUGAAUUUUCAAGAAAAUGUGUUUAUGUCUAAGUGACGGCUGGAUAUCGCAAAGUUCUGAAACCUACCCAACUUGAUUUUUACUUGCCAGAAUAGUUAAUCACUUCUACGAUUAAAUGAAGAUGUUCAAAAUUUUUGCCACAAGGAUGUCCCGUUUUUGAUCAAUGUAAAGUAAACGUCUGAUAAUUUUGGCAAUGUAAUAUAAGGAUCCCAUUAUCUCGAAAAGGAAGGAAAGCUUUUAAGAAGACAGUUAUUUUCCAUUUAACCCUAAAUCAAAAAAAGCCCAUUUCAAUGGUAUCAAGUGUUUGAGAAAAACAUGUAAAUUUUUUUAAGGCAUAGGGGAUGAGAAAAUUUUAAGUUAGCUUAUGCAUUUUCUUCUGGCUUUACUAUUUUUGCAUUUAUUAAUGUAUAGCAAAGUAUUCAUAAAUUUUUCUCUCGAUAUUUUAAAAGAUUGGAGCUACUGAUGCGGCUUACAAGCAUUUUGUAUUGAAUCAAUACGCGUCUCGUUUGCUGUUAGAUUGUUAAAGGUUCCAUAAACUUCUUGCAAAUCUUAGUCGAAUAUGACGUCAUCAGAAUUUCAAGUCUACAGACAAAAAAUUCACUCGAGUCAAUUAAGCCCAAUCUCCAGUGAGAAAAAGUCUUGCGAAAUUUCGCUGCGAAAUACUUCACGCGACAAAUUCCUUUGAAUGCUUUUGUUGACCUCACGACAUAGGAAUGUAAAGUUUGGAAGCGUGACAAAAGAAUACGGAAUAUGAUUGGCUGUUGAAGGAUUUCGCAAGCGAAAAGCGAAAAAGUUAAACUCAUUUUAACUUUUUUUCGCAGAGAAAUUCUUCGCGAGAAAUCCCAGCAAAAGAUCACUGCGCAUGCCUAAGACGUAUUUCGCGCGAACUUUUUCGCAUUUCGCAGUUUUUUUUCUCACUGGAGAUUGGGCUUUAAAAUGCACGUUUUUAAAGGCAAUCUGUCUGGUUGUGGAUUGGUUAACGAGAACAAUAGCUGGAACAAUAGCCUAAACACGAUUCCAGCGCUCCGCCAUAUUUUUUACAAUGCGAUAAAUAAAAGGGAGACUGGAAACAAUAAAAAUCCCUUUGUUCUUAUAACCAAUCAACGUCGUGACAGAUUGCCUUUAAGGUGUCCAAUGGAGUUUUAGAGCUACAGUUCUAGACAGUCUAUAAUGUGAUUUAGCACCCGCAUCCCCCAGUUGAAUUGUGAUAUCACUGCUAUAAAAAACUUUGAAUUUAGGGGGUGGGGGCCAAUGCUGGACUCUACAAGCAUCUUACUGGCAAUGGACUCGGACGUAAGACCUACGUUCUCCUGGAGACAAUAGCAAAUCUUAGUAACGAAUCGAGCACCACUUGAAUGACAAAAAACCGCGGGUCUAGUUGCAAAGAAAAAAUGAAUCAAAUCCUCAUCGAAAUAUUUCUGUAGGUAUUGGUGUACAGUCAAUUUUGGAGAUUACAACGAUUAGCGAGUUUACAGUGGCUCGCAUCCUCUAGUGGAAAUCCCAAGACGUAACAUCCCAAAUAGACAUUUGAACUGUGCUUUUCUAUGUCGCAAUAAGCACUCAAAUUUCCAUUUUGGUUAGACAAUAUGUCACUUUGUUUCCUACCCAUAUCAGGUUCCACUAAACGGCAUUUAGCACCCUUUAUGUCUUUGGGGCAGAUGCUCAUAUAAUACACGUUGGUGCCUCUCAAUUAACCAAUUCAAAUUCAAUGCAAGAACUGUUCUUUAUCGUAUAAAGGUUUCCAUGUAAAAUGCUAGAAUCGCUGUCACAAUACGUUUUAUAUCAAGCACCAAAUUUUUGACAUAUAUUGGAUUUUGUUAAAAUUACAAAAGUUAAAAUAAGAUUGUAAAUAUUAAAGCUGCUGCUGUGAGAAUACUUCAAAUUUUGUAAUUCGCUGUAAAUACUUCAUAAUCUUUGCACGAUUUUUAUGAAUACUUGUAAGUUUGGUAUGAUUUAUGAUGUAUAUGAUUUUACGCCAUUUACAAAA
This is a messenger RNA of Rhopilema esculentum, 5771 nucleotides long. RefSeq lists its product as uncharacterized. The record is from RefSeq and is a predicted model, not a curated record. NCBI's taxonomy places the organism in Eukaryota, Metazoa, Cnidaria, Scyphozoa, Rhizostomeae, Rhizostomatidae.